GCGUCUUUAGUUUAGAAAGCUCUAGAUGUCAUGUUUAUAACCUUAUAUAGACAAUUAGUUAUAAACAGGUCACCACUACUGUAAACAAUAAUAUUGGAGAAGUGCAGUGCAUAAAAUCAUGCAGACACAGAUCACAUCAAACACGAAUGAGAGGGAAAACAGGCGUGAUCUCUGUGACAUUAACUGAAGACAUCGUUGUCACUGCCUGAUGAGCUGGUUUGAGUAUUUGAGAACAUGCUGAUUUCCAGGGAAUUUCACACACAACAAGGCCUACCUGUCAACUCAAAGUUCAGACUUGCCAUACUCCUCUGAAUUCUCUUAACAAAGCGUUUCCACUUUGUUUUUCCUCACUAGUAGUCUACAAACUCUUGUGUGAACAUCUAAAUAAAUCAGAAGUUUCAGAAAUACUCAUAGCAAUCUAUAUUGCAUUAACACUCAUGCCACAGUUAACCACAGGUGGAACAUGCGGGUGCCAGUGCGCUGGGUUUUAUGGGAUAUUAAAGACACUCUCCUGAAGGUGCGCCGCUCUGUCGGAGAGCAGUACUGUAAUGAGGCCAUGCGUUCUGGACUGAAGAUACCAGCCAUAAAGAUAGAGACCGCAUUCAGGGAAGCUUACCGCAAUCGCUCGCAUCUCUACCCAAACUAUGGCAUUGCUCAGGGUAUGAACGGUCAACUGUGGUGGACAGGAUUGGUGAAGACUACCUUCUUACAGUGUGGGGUUCAGGACCCUGCACUGCUUGACACACUUGCCAACAACCUUUACCAUAGUUUUUCUGGUCCAGAGAACUGGGAGGUUUUCCCAGACUCAAAUUCCACCUUAAAGUCCUGCACAGCUCUGGGAAUGAAGCAGGGUGUGGUAUCCAACUUUGACAGGCGCCUUGAAGGAAUUCUUCAAGGAUGUGGCCUCCGAAGCCAUUUCUCAUUUCUGCUGACUUCAGAAGAGGCUGGUGUAGCCAAACCAGACCCAAACAUUUUUGUCCAAGCGCUGAAAAAAUCUGGGGUGCCAGCCAAACACAUAGUCCAUGUUGGGGACCACUACAAAAACGACUACCUUGCCUCUCGAUCAUUAGGUAUUCGAGGUUAUCUCCUAGAUCGGCAAGGACUCCAGAAACAUCCGGAUGUUCCUCCACAGCAUCAACUGCAGAGCCUAAAUGAACUACCAGAACGACUACUACAAGACACUGAUUAAAAAUGUUCACACAUUUCGUCAUUCAGUUAAAUUGCCUGGAUGCAAAAUACCAUUGUUAAAGAUGUCUUCUGAUCAGUUCAAAUAGUUGUAUAUGUUAGUACUCAGUUAAAUGUACUUUGUUUAGAUUUGUUCAGAAUCUUGCAUAAAGGCCCUUUUUUGUUCUCUGAUUUUCAAUGAUCAGAAACAUGUUCAUUUAAGAAUAAUUCAUGUAAUGAUUCUAUAUACCAAAAAGAAAAUUAAGCUGUGGGCUAAACAUGUAAGAAUGAUUCUCCCACAGCUUAUAAAACAUGAAACAAGAUUUCAAAAGUCGUUUGUUAAUCUUCCAAAGAAAUUCAAAUGAAAUGACACUGAAAUAAAAGUUUUAAAAAAGCCUGAAACUGCUUUAA
This is a messenger RNA of Silurus meridionalis, 1575 nucleotides long. It is a transcript of the gene hdhd3, whose product is annotated as haloacid dehalogenase-like hydrolase domain containing 3. The transcript is spliced from 3 exons. The record is from RefSeq and is a predicted model, not a curated record. NCBI's taxonomy places the organism in Eukaryota, Metazoa, Chordata, Actinopteri, Siluriformes, Siluridae. The coding region runs from base 464 to 1189 and encodes 241 amino acids.